Molecule: messenger RNA, 558 nt
Organism: Erythranthe guttata (spotted monkey flower)
Lineage: Eukaryota; Viridiplantae; Streptophyta; Magnoliopsida; Lamiales; Phrymaceae
Product: protein transport protein Sec61 subunit beta
Biological process (GO): intracellular protein transport
Cellular component (GO): Sec61 translocon complex
Source: RefSeq, a predicted model, not a curated record
AUUCAGAUGCACAACUUCGACUUUUUUAUGGGUGGAAAAAAUUACCUUUUUCUUGUUGUUUUUUUGGAAUAUAGCACUUUGGUUCUUGUUUUUGUUCUGAAUCUUGAAACGUUGGAUUGCAGAAAUGGCAACAGGUGGAGCUGCACCCCAGAGAGGAACAGCAGCAGCAGCUGCAGCUAAUCUUCGCCGGAGAAGGACAGCUGGCGGCGGAGCUGCUGGCGGAGCGAGUGGGACCAUGCUCCAGUUUUACACAGACGAUGCACCGGGACUCAAGAUCUCUCCUAAUGUUGUUCUUGUAAUGAGCAUUGGCUUCAUUGCUUUUGUUGCCAUUCUUCAUGUGAUGGGCAAGCUUUACUUUGUCCGUAAAGAGUAGAGAAGAUGGUCCAAUGUCGGCUUAAUCCUGAACUUGGAUUACGGCAGUAAUAGAUAUUAUAAUACUUUAGGUUGCUUUUCCGGAAGGAUUUUGUUUUCGUUUUGUUUUUUCGUUUUAAUUUGUAACAGUUGUGUUUUUUCGGUUAACUUUGGGAUCAAUGAAAAGGGAAACUUGCUUAUUGACAA